AUGAGGCGAAAUGAGUGUGUUUCGAGACGUGGUGCAAGAUGGUCAUGCAAGAGGACAUUGGAAUCCCUGGCAACAGAGUCGCCAGAGACAUCUGUUGGGGUUGAGCCUACCGGUCAGGGACAGACUCCGCAUGGUACUGCGAGCGCGUCGGGCUCACAGACUUCGAUGGUUUUAGAGGUGCCUACCCCAAUCGUACUCGCCAUACCCACUCCUACGGUAUUCACAGUGCCACCAGCGGUGCCACCUACGACAUAUCUGACAUCUCCUCAAGUCAUGCCUACGACAUAUCUAGCACCUCCUCUAGUCAUGCCUAUGACAUAUCCGGCACCUCCUCCAGCAGUACUUGCUGUUGUGUACCUAGCAUCCGCACCAGCAGCACUAGUUACACCUACCGUACCUCUAGUCGUGCCCACCUAUAUUGACCCUGUAGUGCCACCAGCGACAUCUGCCCCAGCUUAUGCAGCAGCACCGGGGAUACCUCCCCCGACCUAUCCAGAGGUACCACUUGUAGUACCAACUGCAGUGGUUCCGCCAGUUCCCGCAACAGUCCCUACUCACCUGAUUGAUAUAGUUGUGGCAUGA
This is a messenger RNA of Zingiber officinale, 582 nucleotides long. RefSeq names its product lysine-rich arabinogalactan protein 19-like. The transcript has a single exon. NCBI's taxonomy places the organism in Eukaryota, Viridiplantae, Streptophyta, Magnoliopsida, Zingiberales, Zingiberaceae. The record is from RefSeq and is a predicted model, not a curated record. The coding region runs from base 1 to 582 and encodes 193 amino acids.